Miscanthus lutarioriparius is the source of this 1068-nucleotide messenger RNA. NCBI's taxonomy places the organism in Eukaryota, Viridiplantae, Streptophyta, Magnoliopsida, Poales, Poaceae. The record is from the annotation of a GenBank genome assembly.
AUGCAGCUGUCUUCCAGGGCGAGAUCCAGGUCCUGGGGAGCCGGGCUGUGGACCACUACUCCUCCGCCUCUGCUGUCUCCCAGGCAGAUGAAGCCUCGGCACGAGCGCAGCAGGUCCACCACCACCACCUCCACGUACGCGCCACUCGUCUCCCAGCAGCAAGGCCAGGCCGGUGGCGACGGUGACGGCAGCGUGACGGAGCAGGAGGUGGCGGCGGGCGUGGCGCAGCCGGAGGAGGGCGUCGGGCCGACGACGACCACGGAGAUGGAGGAGUCGCCGCGGGUGAGCGACGGCGGCGCCGCGGAUAAGGAGCGUGUGAUGCGGCUCCUGGAGCGGGAGGCGGCGUCGGCCAAGCAGCGGGAGAUGAUGAAGAUGCUGGAGUCGCUGGUCCAGCAGACCAAGGAGCUGGAGCAGGCCAAGAUCGCGCUCGAGGAGGCCAGGCUCGAGGUCGCCGCGCUACGGCAUCAACAACAGCAGGGCGAGGCCGCCGCCACCGGGCCGGCCGCGCAGGCGCAGACACAGACACAGCAGCAGUGGAGCGUCAUGGACCUCAUGUUCGGCGGCGUGGACGAGGAGAUCAACGGUCUUCGUGCCAGGCUCCGCGCGUCGGCGCAGGCCGAGGAGCGGAGCCGGAAGGCGGCGGACGAGCUCACCGCGGCGCUGUCCGCGGUCAGCAUGGAGGCGAAGCAGGUCAAAGCGUGGCUAUGUGACGCGCGGGACGAGCUGGAGGCGGCCCACGCCGAGCGCGACCGGCUCCGGGGCCUCCUCCAGGGCGCCGAGGCGGAGCUGUGGUCGGCGACCGAGCGCGUCGACGCGCUCACCGCCGACUGGAAGGACGCCGCGGCCGGGUGGCGCGCCAGGGAGAAGGCGCUGCUGGCGCGCGCGCGUGGCGCGGAGGAGGAGGCCGCCGCCGCGCGGGCGGAGAGCGCCGCCGAGAUCGACACGGCGCGCCGGGUGCUCGCCGACGACAACGCCGCGCUGCGCCGCGCGCUGGAGCAAGUGGUCGAGGAGGUUAACGCGGCCGCCGAGGCGCUCGAGGCCGCGACCGGCGACAACGUCGGACUGUAG